Messenger RNA from Saccoglossus kowalevskii, 708 nucleotides. RefSeq names its product C-type Lectin CRL. Lineage: Eukaryota; Metazoa; Hemichordata; Enteropneusta; Harrimaniidae. The record is from RefSeq and is a predicted model, not a curated record.
GUGUAUCACGAGGGAGACUCAUUACAACGAAAGAAUCGUGUCAUCAUGGCCGCAGUUCGAGUAUUUAUAUUUCUUCUGAUCUGUUGGACAGCAUCUGCAGCAUCAGUGGAUGAGAAAUAUGGUCAUAUAACUGCAGAGGGCACAUGCCCGGAUUUAUGGUACCCAUACAACGGCUAUUGCUACAAGUAUUAUGAAUGCGAAAUGGAAUGGACCAUGGCGGAGGCACAAUGCCUCACCGACAGCCCUACUGCCCAUUUGGCCUCAAUUCACAGUUCAGAGGAAAACGAUUUUGUGUUCGCAUUUCAAGGCGGCCUAAAUAAUAUUUGGAUUGGUUUUAAUGAUAGAGCACAGCAAUAUACAUGGGAAUGGUCUGAUGGUAGUCCGGUAGACUACACGAAUUGGCACUCAGGGGAACCCAAUAACAGCUGUGGACUACUUUGUGAAGAAAAUUGUGUCGAGAUGCAAGUCGGGUCUGAAUUCAACGAUAAGUGGAACGACGAAGACUGUACAACAAAAAAUCGUUUUGUGUGCAAGAUGGAGUGGAUAACCGGACCAUAAACAGAUGAAUAUUUUGGCGCCGAUUCGACUUGGAUUCGAAUAAACCAACUGCGUAUAUAUUCAAUGGACUCAAGUUAUCUAGACUUCUAACAAUUUAUUUAAUCGAUAUUAAUAAUUUUGUCAAGAUAAAUGUUGUUUAAUUUUAAAAAA